AUGAGCGCCGAAUCGGCAACAUCUGCGCUCUACAUUACGUCGAAUACUGCCAUUUCCCUGCACACAAAGCUUUUGACGGACGACGACAUUGCCAAGUCUGCCGAGACGAAAGUAGAACAACCCAUGACGAUGAUCCCCCAUCCUUUGUUGUUCGUUCGAGAGUUGCCGCUUUUCAAGGGUUGGAAACCCGACCGCACAAGCUCUGACACCAUGUGGCAGAACGGCGAACGCUUCGUAGCAACAUACCGUAGUAGGCUUGCCGACCGUGAACACAGUAAACACGACGAUCUCGUUCGUGACACGUCCAACAUGGAAAACGCGUCAUGGUAUCACGAGAAUCGGCAUGACAGACUUGCAGCGGAGUUGUCGUCGGUAUGA
Pseudozyma hubeiensis SY62 is the source of this 378-nucleotide messenger RNA. RefSeq names its product kinase isozyme 4, mitochondrial precursor. The record is from RefSeq and is a predicted model, not a curated record. The coding region runs from base 1 to 378 and encodes 125 amino acids. Lineage: Eukaryota; Fungi; Basidiomycota; Ustilaginomycetes; Ustilaginales; Ustilaginaceae. The transcript has 2 exons.